GAGGAAUUUGAAAGAGGUUUGAGAGUUGUUAUUCCUGUUGUACAGGUGCUGUGUGUAAGAAUGAGACAGACAAACAACUACCCGUCUUCCAAAGCCAAAAGGUAUUUUUAGAUUGAAGGCUACCUUACGGAAUAAUUAGAAUAGCUCUCUAUCUUAGCAGAGGUUUAUGAUUAACGUGUAUGACAUUUGUACAUUCUACCAAUGCCUGUUAAUUCCCACACUUGGAUCUUCAAAUUUUCCACUGUGUACUUUUUGUCUGGAGAAAACCUUGGACUAGAGAUAAGACCAUCACCAAAAACGUAUUUCUAGCAGCUCCCGCGUCCAGUCAGCCAGUCUGGGUUUGAGGUCGAAUCGAGACCAUGAAGUGCCUGCUGCUUCUCGCCUUUAUUGGGGUGGCUGUUGCCUUCCCCACCUUUGCUGAAGACGAUGAUGACAAGAUUGUGGGAGGCUACACCUGCGCACAGAACUCCGUGCCCUAUCAGGUGUCCCUGAAUUCUGGAUAUCACUUCUGUGGAGGUUCCCUCAUCAGCAACCAGUGGGUCGUGUCAGCUGCUCACUGCUACAAAUCUCGCAUCCAAGUGCAGCUUGGGAAACACAACCUGGGGCUCACUGAAUCCACACAGCAGUUUAUCAACUCUGCUAAAGUCAUCCGCCACUCUGGCUUCAGUUCCUACACCCUGGACAACGACAUCAUGCUCAUCAAGCUGGCCAGCCCAGCCACGCUCAGCAAAGCUAUCCAGACCAUUCCUCUGCCUACCAGCUGCGUGGCCGCUGGCACCACCUGCCUGAUCUCCGGCUGGGGCAACACUCUCAGCAGUGGCUCUAACUACCCAGACGAGCUGCAGUGCCUGAAGGCUCCCGUCCUCACCGACGAGCAGUGCUCUGAUGCCUACCCUGGGCAAAUUACCAAGAACAUGAUGUGUGUCGGAUACCUGGAGGGAGGAAAAGACUCCUGCCAGGGAGAUUCCGGCGGUCCCGUGGUCUGCAAUGGACAGCUCCAGGGCAUUGUCUCCUGGGGUUAUGGAUGUGCCCAGCGUGGCCUUCCCGGAGUUUACACCAAGGUUUGCAACUACGUCUCCUGGAUCCAGUCCACCAUUGCCUCCAACUGAAAUGCUUGUUUGGCAUGACCUGUAUUUUCUCUUCAUCAUUUCUGUUCUUUUGGGUCUGGACAAGCAAAAAUUAUGAGAAAUUAAUAAAAACU
Molecule: messenger RNA, 1201 nt
Organism: Melospiza melodia melodia
Lineage: Eukaryota; Metazoa; Chordata; Aves; Passeriformes; Passerellidae
Product: trypsin-like
Exons: 5
Coding region: 360-1109 (249 amino acids)
Biological process (GO): proteolysis
Molecular function (GO): serine-type endopeptidase activity
Source: RefSeq, a predicted model, not a curated record